Molecule: messenger RNA, 3253 nt
Organism: Miniopterus natalensis
Lineage: Eukaryota; Metazoa; Chordata; Mammalia; Chiroptera; Miniopteridae
Source: RefSeq, a predicted model, not a curated record
AGUGCUGGUUGGAGGGAGAGGGGGGUGCGGAGCCGGCCAGGCCGCCUGUUCCCAUAGCGAGGAGCAGAGCUUGCUGCCAUGGCGCUGGCCAGGCCGGGGACCCGGGACCCCAGGCUCCCAGCCCCUUUCCUGCUGCUGCUGCUGCUCUGGGUCCCUGCUCUUGCCCUCCUGGCUGGAACAGUGCCUUCAGAGACCCUGAGUGCCUGUGCCUCAGACCCAUGCACUCCAGGGACUGAGUGCCAGGCUACAGAGAGGGGCGGCUACUCCUGCAGGCCCACAGAGCCCGGGGGCUGUGCCACCCAGCCCUGCUACCAUGAUGCUCUGUGUGUGCCCCAGGGCCCAGAUCCUAGUGACUUCCGCUGUUACUGUGUGCCGGGUUUCCAGGGCCCACGCUGUGAACUGGACAUCGAUGAGUGUGCAUCCCGGCCCUGCCACCAUGGGGCGACCUGCCACAACCUGGCCGAUCGAUAUGAGUGCCACUGCCCCCUUGAUUAUGCAGGCGUGAACUGCGAGGUGGAGGUGGACCAGUGCGCCUCGGCACCCUGCCUGCACGGGGGCUCGUGCCUGGACGGCGUGGGCUCCUACCGCUGCGUGUGCGCGCCGGGCUACGGGGGCGCCAGCUGCCAGCAGGACCUGGACGAGUGCCAGAGCCGGCCGUGCGCGCAUGGGGGCGUGUGCCACGACCUGGUCGACGGGUUCCGGUGCGACUGCGCAGACACGGGCUACGAGGGCGCGCGCUGCGAGCGGGAGGUGCAGGAGUGCGCCUCGACGCCCUGCGCGCACAACGCCACCUGCCUGGACGGCCUCGGGAGCUUCCGCUGCCUCUGCUGGCCAGGCUACAGCGGCGAGCGGUGCGAGGUCGACGAGGACGAGUGUGCGUCGGGCCCCUGCCUGCACGGGGGCCGGUGCCUGCAGCGCUCCGACCCCGCCCUCUAUGGGGGCGCCCAGGCCGCCUUCCCCGGCGCCUUCAGCUUCCGCCACGCGGCGGGCUUCCUGUGCCGCUGCCCCCCAGGCUUCGAGGGGGACGACUGCAGCCUGGACGUGGACGAGUGCGCCUCAGGGCCGUGCCUCGGGGGGGGCCGCUGCCAGGACCUGCCCAAUGGCUUUCAGUGUCACUGUCCAAACGGCUACACAGGCCUGAAAUGUCAGGAAGAUGUGGACGAAUGCCUGUCAGAGCCUUGCCUCCAUGGAGGGACCUGUGAUGACAUCGUGGCAGGCUACACCUGCCGAUGCCCAGAGGACUGGGGUGGGCAUGACUGUUCUGUGCAGCUCACUGGCUGCCAGGGCCACACUUGCCCACUGGCUGCUACCUGCAUCCCUACCUUUGAGUCUGGAGUCCACAGUUAUGCCUGCCACUGCCCACCUGGUACCCAUGGACCUUCUUGUGGCCAGAAUACCACCUUCUCCAUGGUGGCUGGGAACCCUGUGCGGGUGUCAGUAGCAGCUGGUGGCCCCCUGGGUCUGGCAUUGAGAUUUCGCACCACGCUACCUUCUGGUGCCUUGGCCACUUGCACUGAUACCCAUAAUGGCUUGGAGCUGGAGCUGGAGCUGGCACUGGCGGCAGCCACACUUCAGGCCACACUCUGGAGCCACAGCAACACUGUGCUAGUUCUGAGGCUGCCAGACCUGGCCCUGAAUGAUGACCACUGGCACCGAGUGGAGGUGACACUCCACCAAGGGGUCCUGGAGCUUCAGCUUUGGCACGAGGGCUGCCCUGCCCAGCUCUGCGUGGCCUCCGGUUCUGUGGCCCCAGCUCCUACAGCUUCCACAGCCACGCCACCUGCCAGGUUCCGCUCUGUCCAGCUGGGCGGCGCGGCCUUUGCAGGCUGCCUCCAGGAUGUACACGUGGAUGGGCGCCUUCUGCUGCCUGAAGAUCUUGGGGAGAAUGCCCUCCUGGGCUGCAAGCGCCGUGAGCAGUGUCAGCCUCUGCCCUGUGCCCACGAAGGGGUCUGUGUGGACCUGUGGACUCACUUCCACUGCGACUGCCCCCGGCCCUAUAGUGGUCCCACAUGUGCUGAUGAGGUUCCUGCUGCCACAUUUGGCUUGGGGGGCGCCCUGAGCACUGCAUCCUUCCUGGUCCACCAGCUGCCAGGCCCUAACCUCACUGUGUCCUUCCUCCUCCGCACUCGGGAACCUGCUGGCCUGCUGCUCCACCUUACCAACGACUCAGCAGUUGUUCUGACAGUGUUCCUGAGUGAGGGCCAGAUCCGGGCCGAGGUGCUGGGCAGUCCUGCUCUGGUGCUCCCUGGGCCCUGGGACGAUGGGCUCCGCCGCCUGGUGACGCUCAGCUUUGGAUCUGACCAGCUGCAGGGCUUGGGGCUGCAGGUGCAUGUGGGUGGGAGACUCCUCUCUGCUGACGCCCAGCCUUGGGGUGGGCCCUUCCGAGGCUGCCUCCAGGACCUACGACUCAAUGGCCUCCACCUCCCCUUCUUUCCACUGCCACUGGGGAACUCAAGCCAGCCCGGGGAGCUGGGCAGCAGGCAGUCCUGGAACCUCACCAUGGGCUGUGUCUCUGAGGACACGUGCAGUCCUGACCCCUGUCUCAAUGGUGGGACUUGCCUGGUCACCUGGAAUGACUUCCACUGCACCUGCCCUGCCAACUUCACAGGGCCCACGUGUGCCCAGCAGCUGUGGUGUCCUGGCCAACCCUGCCUCCCACCUGCCACCUGCGAGGAGGUCCCUGAUGGCUUUGUCUGUGUGGCCGAAGCCACGUUCCGCGAGGGCCCUCCGGUGGCAUUCAGCGGACAGCUGCCAGAGGCGUGCAGCCCGAACGGCACCUGCCUCAAUGGCAGCCCAUGUGAAGGUGGGCCUCGGGGUGCCAACUGCAGCUGCCAGGAGGGCUCUUCUGGCCAGAGGUGUCAGAUCUCCUGUGAAACGAACCCCUGCUUGAAUGGGGGCACCUGCCAGGCAGCUGGUGAGGAGUAUGAAUGUAUCUGCAGCACACGGUUCUCGGGCCAGUUCUGUGAAGUGGUGAAGGGCCUGCCGCUGCCGCUGCCGUUCCCGCUGCUGGAGGUGGCAGUGCCCGCAGCCUGCGCCUGCCUCCUCCUCCUCCUCUUGGGCCUCCUCUCAGGGAUCCUGGCAGCCAGAAAGCGCAGACAGUCAGCGGGCACCUACAGCCCGAGCCAGCAGGAGGUGGCCGGGGCCCGGCUGGAGAUGGACAGUGUCCUCAAGGUGCCGCCCGAGGAGAGACUCAUCUAGGCCUGCCUGGCCACCAGCUCCAGCACCCGUGAGGUCACGAACGAUUUCUACCUGG